This is a messenger RNA of Gambusia affinis (western mosquitofish), 297 nucleotides long. NCBI's taxonomy places the organism in Eukaryota, Metazoa, Chordata, Actinopteri, Cyprinodontiformes, Poeciliidae. The record is from the annotation of a RefSeq genome assembly.
AUGACCCCUACCCACUUUGCAUUCUCUUCAGCCUUCAUACUAGGUUUAGCGGGCCUUGCCUUCCACCGAACUCAUUUUCUAUCAGCCCUCUUAUGCUUAGAAGGACUAAUACUCUCCUUAUUUAUUGCUCUGUCUUUAUGAACCCUCCAAUUUAACACAAUAAACUCAGCGUCCCUUCCAAUAAUUCUAUUGGCUUUUUCAGCCUGCGAAGCCGGAGCAGGCCUAGCCCUUCUAGUAGCCACCACACGUACCCACAGUAACAGUCGCCUCCAAAGCCUUAACCUCCUCCAAUGCUAA